AUGAAAUUAUCUUUCAUUAAAAACAUUUCUAACAAUGAAGAGUAUAGGGUUACUAAUUUUAAAAGGAAAACGGAGGAUACAAUAAUAAAUAUAAUAAUACCAAAUAAAAAGAAUAUAUAUAGUUUUUUAAUGAUAAUAUUGGCAAUAGUAAUAUUAUCAUCACAUAUAAAAGUAAACGCGUACUAUAAUAAUAAUAAUAAUAAUAAUAACGGAAAUAAUAAUAAUAAUAAUUUUUAUAAUAUUUUAAACUUAAAUUUAAAUAACGAUAAACUGGUAGAACAACAAGAACAACAACAAGAACAAAUUAAAUUAUAUUCAAAGAUUAAAAUAAUUAAUACAGUGAUUGAAAGUGAUGGUGUUGAUAUAGUUUUUAAUAAUAGUGUUUCAUUUAAAAACUUAGCCUAUCUAUCAGUUUCAGAAUAUAUAACAAUACCUAUUGGUUUAAUACAAAUUGAUUUGUAUGAUUCAAAAUCAAAAAAACAUUUAGAAUUUAAACGUUUUCAAAUUGAAAAUGAUACAGACUAUACUUUAAUUACUACUGGUAUUUUUAAAAAACAAGAAGAGCAAAAACAGGAAGAAGAUAAUAAAAAUAAUAGCAAUAAUAAUAAUAGUGAUGAAGAUAUUGAUGAUGAUGGAUCAAAUUAUUCAAUAACAAUUUUAUCAGAUAAUUUUAAUUUUCCAUCAUUAAAAAAGAGAACUACACUUAGAUUUAUUCAUUGUUCAGCAGAUGUUAGAGUUGGUGUUGAUUUUAGUUUGGUGAAUGCCGCCACACUGUUUUCAAAUGUAGAGUACAUUGGUGAUCGUAAUCAUAUGAGGAGUAAAAGUUUUGGUGCCUCUACAAACUUUAUCUCAAUACCAAAAUCAAAUCCAUAUCAAGUUUUCAUUCACGAGACUGAUAACGAAAAAAAACAAUUAACCUUGCCUGAAAAUUUACAUCCAAUCUAUGAUAGUCCAUGUACUAUUAGUUUUCUUUUAAUUGGCUCAAUCGAUAAUCCAAAAUAUCCUCUUCAAAUUUUCUCUAUAAUUUAUCCUUUACCUUCAAUUCAUGCUUCUCAAUUCUCUGAAAAACAACAUUUAUUAUCAAAUAAUUAUCAAUUUAAUAAUAAUAAUUUAAAGCAACAACAACAACAACAACAACAACAACAACAGCAACAACAACAACCAAUUCUACAACAACAACAGCAACAACAAAAACAACAACAACAACAACAACAACAACAACCAAUUCAACAGCAACCAAAUAUACCCUCUUCGACAAGUCCUUCUUCAACAACUUUCUUAAAGUUUUCAAUUGCUGUUCUUUCUUUUGUUUUAUUAGCUCUUCUUAGUGUUGUUUAG
Molecule: messenger RNA, 1338 nt
Organism: Dictyostelium discoideum AX4
Lineage: Eukaryota; Evosea; Eumycetozoa; Dictyosteliales; Dictyosteliaceae
Exons: 1
Coding region: 1-1338 (445 amino acids)
Source: RefSeq, a predicted model, not a curated record